This is a messenger RNA of Leptinotarsa decemlineata (Colorado potato beetle), 1538 nucleotides long. It is a transcript of the gene Uba3, whose product is annotated as Ubiquitin-like activating enzyme 3. Gene Ontology annotation, biological process: protein neddylation. Gene Ontology annotation, cellular component: cytoplasm; nucleus. The record is from RefSeq and is a predicted model, not a curated record. Gene Ontology annotation, molecular function: NEDD8 activating enzyme activity. Lineage: Eukaryota; Metazoa; Arthropoda; Insecta; Coleoptera; Chrysomelidae.
ACCCUGUUGACUGUGUUUAUGUCCAUAACCUCAAACCGAGUUCAAAGUAAUCAAAGUUGUUUUUUAAGUAAUCUGUGCUUUAAUAAUAAUAAAAAAUAAAAUGUCAGAAAAUCCGGACUCAAGUCAAAAGAGAUGGGAUCAUUUAAGGAAAGUCUUGGAACGUCCUGGACCAUUUAGCCAUCCAGAAUUUGAACCCUCUCCAGAUAUAUUAGAAUUUGUCAUGACCUCUUGUAAAAUUUUAGUAAUAGGGGCAGGAGGAUUGGGGUGUGAAUUACUGAAAAAUUUAGCUCUAUUAGGUUUCAAGAAUAUACAUCUCAUAGAUAUGGAUACUAUUGAUCUUUCAAAUUUGAACCGCCAAUUCCUAUUUAGGCAUAAGGACAUAGGUUCUUCAAAGGCUGAAGUUGCAGCCGAGUUUAUCAAUAGGAAAGUAAAUGGAUGUCAUGUUGUCCCACAUUUUUGUAAAAUUCAGGAUUAUGACGAAUCAUUUUACAGACAGUUUCAUAUUAUUGUAUGUGGAUUAGAUUCUAUUGUAGCUAGAAGAUGGAUCAAUGGAAUGCUCAUAUCUAUGCUCAACUACGAAGAUGGAAUUUUAGAUCAACAAUCGAUAAUACCUAUGGUAGAUGGAGGUACUGAGGGUUUCAAAGGUAAUGCACGUGUUGUUUUACCUGGAAUGAGUGCAUGCAUCGAAUGCACGUUAGACCUAUAUCCUCCUCAAGUAAAUUACCCUUUAUGUACUAUUGCAAAUACACCUAGGUUACCAGAGCAUUGCAUUGAAUAUGUAAAAAUCAUAUUGUGGCCAAAAGAAAAUCCAUUCAAUGUCUCAUUAGAUGGCGACGAUUCACAACAUAUUUCAUGGAUUUAUGAAAAGUCUUUGGAGAGAGCUACACAAUUUAAUAUACCAGGAGUGACCUACAGACUCGUACAAGGAGUGGUAAAACAUAUUAUUCCUGCAGUGGCUUCAACUAAUGCUGUUAUUGCCGGAGUAUGUGCAACAGAGGUUUUCAAACUUGCCACUAACUGUUGUGUUCCUAUGAAUAACUACAUGGUUUUCAAUGAUGUUGAUGGUAUUUAUACAUACACCUACGAAGCAGAGAAAAAGGAUGAUUGUUUAGUCUGUUCUCAAACUCCAGGAAUUUUAGAAGUGAAAGAUCCUCAUAAAUUAAAAUUGAAACAGUUACUUGAAUUACUUUCUGAAAGUAGAUCUUAUCAAAUGAGAAAUCCAGGUUUAACCACUAUAAUAGAUGGAAAGAAUAAAACGCUGUAUAUGGCCACAAUUAAAAGCAUAGAAGAGCGUACCAGAGACAAUUUAAAUAAAACUCUCAUUGAGUUAGGUCUUAAAGAUGGGCAGGAAGUGUUGGUGGCUGAUGUAACCUCACCAACCACUUUAGUAAUUAAGUUGAAAUAUUUGAUUGAUGAUAUUGAAAUGAAGUAAAGAUAAAGGCUUUAAUUUUACACCUCAUUUCAUAAAAUACUCGGCAUUCAGUUAAAGUUUUCAUCAAACUAUGGAAAUAAUUUCAAUUAAACUUGAAUAACAAUCA